Molecule: messenger RNA, 1778 nt
Organism: Tigriopus californicus
Lineage: Eukaryota; Metazoa; Arthropoda; Copepoda; Harpacticoida; Harpacticidae
Exons: 2
Coding region: 234-1400 (388 amino acids)
Source: RefSeq, a predicted model, not a curated record
AAUUGUCCUCUUUAGAUAGACCAAUCCAAAUUCAUCAGUCUUGUUGUGGAGGUUGUGAAGGUGACAUCCUCAUCUAGCAGAUCCUCUUUUAAGUACUAGUGCAGUAGCUACGAAGCAUCCAUAGUUGCUUUUAACAAGUAUCGCCCACCCCAUCCCAGUCACCAAAUUUGCUUUGUGACCAUCAUCACUCCAGUUGACCCUCUCUCUUGUCUCCACAUCUUAACGUGUCCAACAUGUGGCAUCUGAAACUCAAGAGCACAUGUGGUCUAAUGUUGGUUUUUGUGGGUUUCGCUCAAUGUGCCACGAUCCCAGCCCCGGUCGAGUCCACUCCGCCCAAUAUUGAGCCCACAAAGGCGGCAGUUCCACCACCCAAUGUUAAUCCCGUGGAGCUAAGCUCGGAUGGAGAGCAUUUGGCAGUUGCCACUCCCUUGGCGGGGUUUGAGAAAAAGUUCCGCAAAGUCGGUGAAAUGACCUCGAGGCUGAGCGAGAAAGCGCCGGAGUUGGAGCGGUUGGCCAGAUUCAUCUUCGAUCUUGGCGGCACUAACAGCAACGAUGGAUACACGACCUCGGAUGGAACUACCAAUUUGUUCAACUUGAACAUCGAUUCCGCCAGAGUGAUUGAGGGUUUGUUCCGGCCAGAUUAUGUAGCCAUCCACGUGGCUCAGAACGCGUUCAACUUCUUCACUUCGUCGUUGGCUUGGGUCGUGGCCAGUGGUCUGUACGAGACCACCAACUCGGGUCGCGGCCUUUUUGGCUCCAAUCCGGAUUCCUACUCAUCAUCCAGCUCCGGAUACACCAUUCCUAGUUACAAAUCCCCCAGCAGCACUGGUGGCAGCAACACUUACAACAGCCCUUCCUCCUCGUACGGGGCUCCUCUUUUGACGUCCAAGAGCUCGUUUUCAUCCGGACCCCUUUCAUUUUUGUCCAAGACUAUCGCCGACUCCGCCCUUUUUAACGCCUUCGCCCCCAACAAACCAUCCAAGUCAUCUUCCAACUACGAUUAUGAAUCCCGAAAGAUCAAGGUGACCGAGGAUAAUGAGGCCGUGUCAGCCGAGGACCCUAUCACGGGCAUGAGUGUGGAUCAGAUCCAGCACUUGUUGGAGGCCGAAGAACAAGGUCAGGCUAACAUGUUUAGCAACUUGAGCGAGGAGCAAAAAUACAAAAUGUAUCAACGAGCCAAGAAUGCCAUGUUGGCGGGUAGCCGCCGGCAUGAGGUCAAUGGGGAGCCUAGUCUCACUUUCGUGGACCAAACUGGCCCAGCCCAAGAGUCACACCCCCUUCCCGAGGACAUGGAACUGGACACUGGUGUUAAUCUGGGGAAUAAUAAACCGGUUGUUCGAAGGAGGAGGAAACUCAUUCGUAAGCCAUUGGACCAGACUCCUCGGAAAGUGGAGGAGUAACCCUAAAAAGAUCUCGCAACCCACGUAGUUUUUAACUCAGCUAGUCACUUUGUCUAGUCGCAUGAUUUCAACUGCAAUGCAGUCACCAAGUCAUGAAUAUUUGGAAUAAUGUACUAAGUUAUGUCCUAUGUCUCUUUGUUUAAGAAUCGACACGUUGUUUUAUUUGAGUUUUGAGAAACAUCUGAUCACAAUUAUUUCUUGAAACCCUAAUCAGGCAAGCUAGUGCCAAGAAUAUGGAGCACCAUAUUGUGUUCCACUUGUGCUUACUUUCCAAAGAAAUCGCCACAUUUGUUUGGAAUUUUUUGUCAAUUGAACAAUUAUUCAACUUACUCAUAAUUAUGUAUCAUCAGACAUUUCAUGGUUAAUAAAUGCAUAGCA